This is a messenger RNA of Solenopsis invicta (red fire ant), 4482 nucleotides long. RefSeq names its product rab GTPase-activating protein 1-like (gene GAPcenA). Bases 240 to 3443 code for a protein of 1067 amino acids. The record is from RefSeq and is a predicted model, not a curated record. NCBI's taxonomy places the organism in Eukaryota, Metazoa, Arthropoda, Insecta, Hymenoptera, Formicidae. The transcript is spliced from 17 exons.
UUUAAUCGCAGACGAACGGACCAUCUCGUUCUAAUGGGUCGCUCUGACAGAGUACGAGGGUGACGCGGCCGAAAGUGAGACUGCGGGGCAGCAGGAGAUUAGAGAUUCCUUCCUUGAUCAGCCAUAUCACCUGGGGGGACGUUUCCAGGGAUACUGAAUCAAAGAUAACACUCUUUGUUACGCUGAGAACGCACAGAGUCACUUGUGUUCUUAAGAGGAAGUUGUAGUCUUACCUAGUUAUGGAGGAUAGCAUGAGUGUAAAGUCCAUGGAAUCAGUGGCGACAAGUGAUGAAUAUGAAUUUGUGAAUGAGAAAGGUACUAGCAAACAACAGCAAGCCCUCUUAGAACCACCCAUGCUAAAAAUCGCCAAUAACGGCAAUCUGGAGGAUCUCCAAAAUAAUCUCCGUGAGAUUUUGACAGAGGACUCAAAAAUGGAGGGAAGUGAAUUCAAAGUGACAGGUGCCAGUGAAGAAAAAACAAAGAAAGUAGGUCAAAGUAAAUUUUACGAUGUUAGCUCUUGUGUUGUUGCAUCGGAAAAACAGGAUGUUAUGAAGCCUGAAGAGUAUCUUGAGGAAGAGUUGAACACAUUAUCUCAUGUUCAACAAGAAUGUACUAUUUUCAAUGGUGUUACGUAUCUGGGAGCAGCUGCCAUAAAUGCACCAAAAUCAGAAUGUGAAAUUCAACGUAAUAUGAACAUAUUAAAUGCAGAGCAGUCCUUGACUUUAGGAAUAAGAGUUUCUGUCUCAGUGCCGAGUAGUUCCCAAGGUUCAGUUGUUUUAUACGAUGCUGCAACACAACAAGCCAUCGCGCGAUACGAAGUGCAGCGUAUUCUAUUUUAUGCACGUGGUGAGAGUACUGGUGCAUGUGCAGCAUGUUUUGCUUUUACUUGGUCACAUGGUGAUACUUUAGAAUCUGCCAUUUACCAAUGUCACGUUUUCCGUUGUGAUAUACCAGAAGCGGUCGGACAAGUGUCAGCCUGCUUUUCGAAAGCAUUCCACAGAAUACCACGUUCAAUGACAAGUUCUUUAACAGGCAGUGACUUUAACGGUUUCAAUGUUGGUGAAAAAAUUAAUUCCAGAGUAUUUAUCUUCGAAGUCACUAUGGAAAUAAAAGAGGAAGAUGGAAAAGGUGGUUUCAGUACAGUCCCCAAGGAUAGAAAUUGUUUCAAAUUACGAAGCAAUGUGGCGAAACAAGUUUGUUUGAGUAUCCAACAAGUGUCUAGUAAAGAAGGUGGCGUUACACUCGAAGUCGAAAGAUGUUUUGGAGUUCUUGUUAGCCCUGGGCGAAAUGUUAAACACAGUGAUAUGCGACUACUUGAGAUGGUAAAGAGAGAUUCACACCAGCAAGUUAAUUUUAUGUCUAUAAUCAGCUCAGAUGUUCGCAAUAUUACAACAAUUUUACAGCAAGUUAAUACUGGACCAAUAAUGCAAGACAAACAGUGCUAUAACAUUUGUGGACGAUGGGAUCCCGCGGAUCCCGCUUUGGAAACUCUUAAUAUAGAAACUCCUAGAGAGGGUAAAACUUUCAUGACUAUUGCCGUUGAUCUCGUUAUUAGAGAUAUUCGAGAACCAGUGAGAUUUGUGAUAGAAACGUCGGUUAAAGUAUUUCCACAAAACGAGAGAUUUUGGUAUUUUAAUAAAAGAAAUCUCGUGCAACAGUUUUAUCUUAAUUCCAAGGAGGUAAUUUCUGGGGAUGGUGCAGAGGUACAUUAUGAAGUACAAAGUAUAGAAACAUCUGGUGAAUUAGAUAGAAACAGAUUAAAUCUGGCACUGAAUCUGGCAUCUUUAAUUAGAUCUCCUUCUUUAACUAGUAUCGACACACUUACACCUAAAGAAGAAAUUGAUUCAGAUGGGGAUGAACCUAUGUUAAGUGGCACAGGAGAAGUCUCGAAAGAUUGUUCGGCAGAUGAAUUGGCUAGUUGGGCUGAAGUUUUAGAUAGUUGGCAAGUCAACGAGCAACGUCCAAAACUUCUUAUAAAACUAACAAAACAAGGAAUUCCUGAAGCUUUACGCGGCGAAGUUUGGCAACGACUGAGUAAUUGUGACAAUUCACAAGAAAUGAUGGACAAAUAUAGAAUGUUAAUUACUAAAGAGAGCAGCUGUGAGAGUGUAAUUUUAAGGGAUAUUAAUAGAACAUUUCCAGCCCAUGAUUUCUUUAAAGAAACAGGUGGUUUAGGACAAGACUCUUUAUACAGAAUAAGUAAAGCAUAUGCUGUUCAUGAUGAAGAAGUUGGAUAUUGUCAAGGCCUCAGUUUUUUAGUUGCUAGUUUGUUACUGCACAUGCCCGAGGAGCAAGCGUUUUGUGUUCUGGUCAAAUUAAUGUACGACUAUGGUCUUCGAGAUUUAUACAAGGAUAGAUUUGACAACCUAUACAUGCGAUUUUAUCAAUUAAAUCGUUUAAUAGAAGAUCAAUUGCCGGAACUUUAUAAGCAUUUCUGUGAUCGCGGUGUAGAAACGCACAUGUUUGCCGCACAAUGGUUUCUAACUCUAUUUACUGCUAGAUUUCCAUUAUAUCUUGUCUUUCAUAUCUUGGACGUAUUUCUUUUACAAGGACUCGACACAUUAUUCCAAGUCGCCCUUGCUUUGUUGAUGCUUUGUAAAAAAGAGUUAUUACAACUAGAUUUUGAGAGCAUAUUAAAAUAUUUUCGGGUGCACUUACCAAAACGUUGUCGAAACGAAGAAAUUGCACGCUAUGUUAUGAAGUUAGCUUGUUCAGUGACGUUGAAGAAAUUGAAGAAGUACGAAGCAGAAUUUAUGACGUUAAAAGAGGCACAGGAAAAUGCUGAUGAAUACAGUAACGAGGUGGAGCAAUUACGUGGUACAGUGGCCAGAAAUGAAGAAGAGAAGCAAAGAUUGGAGGCAGAAUUGCUUCAAAUUAAAGAAAUGCUACAGCGCGAAGUAGCUCGAGCAGAUGCCGAAAGCCGCAGAAGCAAUGUCAUUAUAGCCGAAUACAAGCAGAUUUGCCAGCGUUUGGAGGACGAUUACAACGCUGCCAAGACAACAUUGAGCGAGCUACGGGCAAAGGUUUCGAAAUGCGAGAAAUGUAGGACGUGUAUAAUGGAUUCGUCAAACAUAUUGGCGGACAUUGCGCAUCCUUUGGAGAACCGAAUAGAUCCCAUGCUUCAUAGGGUGCAGGAAAGAGUGCGCGAACUGGAGCUGGAGUUAGCGCAGACCAAGUUGGCGCACGUCGAGGCCGAAUGUCGGAAUCAGGAUCUGACACACCAGUUACACGCCACUGCUUCCGAGUUGCAAGCCGCGCGGAAUAGUUGGCCAUGGCUCAGCAAAACCUUAUCCAGCAUAAAGGAAGCAGCAAAUAAGAGGGAAGUGAUGACUCCAACCGCGCUGAGAGAUCUGAGACGUGACAGCGCACCUGGAGGCGAUCUGCACCAUCUAAUACAUUCUCGCAGCCGCGAAACGCGCGACAGUCUCAAGGAAGUUGUGUGAUGCAACAAAAUGCCAUUAGGAAGAGGAGAAUACGUACAUCUCGGAAUUAUUUGUCGGGUACGAAUAUAUGAACAUGAUAUAUGUUCAUAGUUAUAUAUAAUGUAUGACUUGAUCUAUUAAGUCGAUGUAUUAUAUUUUUUGUCACACUCCCCUCCGUAUUGCAUAUCAAGUGCUUUUGAUCAGGCAGCCCUGUUUACAUAACAGCUGAUAUUACAUUGAAAAUCUUUGUUAUGAUUUUGUUACGUUUUAAAAGUAGAUUCUGUGAUUUUUCUUUUCUUUUUUUUUUUUUUUGACACCACAAGUAUAAACGCUUAUGUUAACAUUAUUUUUUUACACUUAUUCCUUUUUCUUCCUUUCAUUCGACGUACAUUAAUAUACGUAGCAUGAACGCAAUGCUGUGCUCGAUAUAAAAAUUUACACAACGCUACGCGAGUUAUUAAUGAUGAACGAUUUAACAAAAACAAACGAUUAACGAAAACAAAUCAUAUUAUUGUACGCAAACACGAUAAAUGAUUUACAAUAAUAGGAAAUAAAAAUAACUACAUAUGUCGCGUUUUGUAUGAAACUAGUCUAAGUAUGAAAGGAAGAAAAUGCUACAGACUUCUAUCUGUACAUACAGUAACUUUCGAGUAACAGUAGAAUCGUGACAAUUCUACUGGACAAAUGCGCAAUUAUGGAAAUUAAAACAGAGGUAAUUGUUUACUUUCAUUUUUUUUCUAUUAACUAAUUUUAUAUUUUGAGUUUAUCUGGAUUAAUGCAACAUUCCAAAAUAGUGUGAAUAUGUUUUCUUCCAUCUUUUUUAUUAUUAAGUCCAGUACUUUGAUUUUAAUUCAACUGGCGUAAUUGAUAAUUAUAUACGUAUAGUUUUGACAAUUCUAUCGACACAAUAUUCUGAUAAUUUUACUAACACACAUAUAGCGUUAGAUUUGAUAUUAAAACCUUUCACUACUUUAGUUUUAUAUAUACUUUCGUCACCGAUAAACACAUGAAGCUUAAUAUUUUGAUUUCCUAUUUCACCAUGAGACAUUAAUUAUAAAAA